UCCACGCCGGACGCGGUGCUGCAGGCGGUCAUCAAGCGCUCGCUGGUGGAGAGCGGCUGCCCGGCGUCCAUCACCAACGAGCUGAUCGAGAACGCCCACGAGCGCAACUGGCCGCAGGGGCUGGCCACGCUGGAGACGCGCCAGAUGAACCGGCGCUACUACGAGAACUACGUGGCCAAGCGCAUCCCCGGCAAGCAGGCCGUGGUGGUGAUGGCCUGCGAGAACCAGCACAUGGGCGAGGACAUGGUGCUGGAGCCGGGGCUCGUCAUGAUUUUCGCUCACGGCGUGGAGGAGAUCUGAUAAGAACGGGUCUGGUAGCCGCGGGGAUGGCCUGGAGUCGGGUUUUAGGGUUCUCCGCUUGACUGGAGUUGUUUGAAAGCCGUCUCGGCUCCUUCUCUGUUUCAAGGAGAGAGGGGGAGCGGGGGCUCCACGCACUGCCAGACCCUUUCGGGGGUCCCCCCCCCAAAUCCUGCCUCACACCCGGUGCCCCCACCCAGGACAGCUCCGUCUCCUCGUCCCCCCCUCUGGAAUUUCCACCUGGCUCGGCGUCCCCAAGCGGGCUGCUGGUGGUGUCACCGACCCUGGAGUGAGGGGUCCUUGGCCUUGGGGACCCUCCUGUCCCCCCUCGCUUCGUGCAUGCCCCGUUCCCUGGCCCCGGGAGCCGCCAGAUCCCCCCGGGCAUCUCCCACCUCCUCCCAAUCCGUGUUUGGCUCUGCUUUCUCCGCCCUCGGUGUUACUUUUCCAGACACUCGUGAUUGUGGUUCUGUAUUUUUUUUAUUCUUAUUUUUUUUUUAAUAUACUUUUAUUUUAUUUUUUUUUCCUUGAUCUUUUCUCAUUUUUACUCCCCCCUUUUUGAUUUUCCGAGUACCGUGGGCAGGCGCCUCUGGCCUGGGUCCGUGGUACUCGUUGGGAAUUUAAUUUAUUUACAUUUAUUUUGUUGGAAUUUUUUUUUUUUUUUUUUUUUUUUUUUUUUACCAUUGUUUCUCCUCCGGUGCCGGUCCCUGUGGAUCCGGCAGGAGGCAGGGAUUGAAGUGAUCAAUAAACAGAAUUCUGGUUGCUUUA
Messenger RNA from Cyanistes caeruleus (blue tit), 1062 nucleotides. The record is from RefSeq and is a predicted model, not a curated record. NCBI's taxonomy places the organism in Eukaryota, Metazoa, Chordata, Aves, Passeriformes, Paridae.